UUUCUCCCUGGAGCAGGUGGCCAAUGCCUUCCCUCUCCUCGUGCAGGGCAGAAGGAGCAGCCUGUGCAGAAGGAGGCGAGGAGGGCAGCACAUCUGACAGGCAACCCAGCCCAGCAGGACCUUCCUCUGGAGUGGGAGCCCAUCUCUGGCCAUGCCUACACCAGUGGCAUCCAGUACCAGCAGCGGGGGCUGGUGGUGAGCGAGCCUGGGCUGUAUUUCGUGUACUCCAAGGUGCUGUUCCGCGGCAGCGCCUGCGACAGCCAGCUCCUGUCCCACGUCGUCUACAAGAGGAAUCCAUCCUCUCCCGGCAGCCUGGUGCUCAUGGAGGACAAAGCCACCAAUUUCUGCACGGGGCAGAGGAUGUGGGCCCGCAGCAGCUACCUGGGGGCUCUCUUCAAGCUCAGGAAGAUGGACAGUCUGCACGUCAAUGUCUCCAAAAUCGCCCUGGUUAAUUUUGAGGAAUCCAAGACUUUCUUUGGUUUGUUUAAGCUUUGAAACGGAGCGUGGCUGGCAGCCCCUUCACACACAGACACACACACACUGUGAGGGCUGAGUGCUGCCUGGGCACGGGGACACCACAAAAGCCACCCAGAAACCACGUUUGGGCUUCAGCAUGAGGGGAUUCAAGCAACCCAUAAAGGCUUGGAGAACACCAGGGCUGUGCUGCAUCAGCCUGAGCAGAAUUGCACGAGUUCUCCUUCCAAAAUCCCCCAACAAACUCGAGAUGUGGGGUGCUGAAGAGCCUGCUGGAACUCACUACUCACUGCCUGAGAAGAUGGACCUGCUGCCCCUGUGGUGUCACAGCCCUGCUGGGAGAGGUGCUGCGUUCAUUUUGUGCUCAGUUAUGGAGCGUUCCCAUCCCAGAAAAUGCUCCCCAACCACUUGAUUGGGCUCAUCCCUGCUGCCAGGAUGGGCAGGAACACGCCAGGAGCAGCAGUGCCCUGAGGGGUGUCCCAGAAGUGACAGCUGGGGGAGGUGGGGUGGCCACAGGCUCUGCUGGUGCAAUGCCAGCAGCACAGCAGAGCAGGGCAGGGCAGUGGGGCUGCAGCUGAAAGCAUCUCGAGCCCUGCUCCUGCCCUUUCAGCACAUGAGGUUUCUCCAUGGAGGCCUGGUCUGCCACCCCUUUCCUGCUGCAGGUGGUGACAUGCUGGCACCAUGCAUGGCUCCAGCUGGGCCCCUGGCCGUGAGAGGUUCUCUCCUGAGCAGAACACAGAUGGUAAAUAUAUAUUUUUCUAGUGAGUGGUGCUGUCCUCUCCUCAUUUGGUGCAACCAGAGCACUGCAAGGCCUCUGUGAUCAGGAGUCAGAGCCUCAUUCCUUCUCCAGCAGCGUGGAGAAACCCAGGAUCCUCCUCCCUCUUUGCUGCCUGCCUGGCACAGGGACCUUUCCAUGAGGCUUUGGAGCUCCAGCAUGGAAACACAGGGAUGUGGGGAUGGGGAAGGGGUGGUGUGGGCAGCACAGACAGAGCAGCCCCAGCCCACUUUGGCCAUCAGGAAGGGGCUGAUCUCAAGGCAAAGUUUAGAGUGGAGCUGGGCACUUGUGGCUGAGCAGAAGUGCUGCUGUCCCCAAAGGCACCACCUGUGCGACCUCUGGCCCCAGAAACCUCUCACAGAAUGGGCUGAAGGGCAAAGAAUCAAAGUGGUGUUCAAAAACCCCAAACCCUAUCUGCUCAUCCUGGUGUCUGCCCCACGGAGCCCCAACCCUGGGGCUGCCACUGCCACCAGGCAGGACACCGAGGCUGCAGCUGCGGUCCAUCCUCACCUGUGCUGUGCUCCUGCCUUCCUGCAGCUCUGCUGCUGCUCCUCAGCAGCCUGCAGCAUUUGUUUCCUUCUCCCUGGUGCUGCUCUCAGCUUGGUGGCCUGUGGUUUGUGUUGUCUGCUUCAGAGUUUGUUUUUUUGAAAGCUGUCAGUGGUCUGGCUGCUGCUGUGGCCAGUGUGAGGGGAAAACUGCAGCCCUGCUCACACAGCCAUGGCUGAUGUUUCCACUGCAUUUCUCGGGGUGGAAAAUACCUCAGAAAGAUGAAGUUUAGGGAUCUUCUUGUCACACUGUAUUGGGAACAGGAAAGUGACCACACAGACUCUCCAGUUGCACAAGAGAGCAAGUUUAAUUCUUCCAGAUCUUCUUUUCUAGACAGCCCUGAGCAGGUCUGAGGAGGUAAAACUCUCAUUGCUCAUGAAACCAACCCAUCACCAUCACUGGGCAGCUGGAACAACACCCCUGGGCCGUUUCUGACAAGCAAACAAGGAACAAACAACACCUGCAAAGGUUGUUCUCCUUCUCCAAGGACUGUUGGGAUUCCUCCUCAUGAUUUCUCAGCCCAGAGUGGGAGGGUUGUGUGACUCAGUUUCCCACAGACACUGCCUGAUAUCUCACAUUCAGCAUCCAGAACUUCUGGCUUGACUUUUUCUCAGCACCCUCAGCCCUGCACGUGUCAGAGGGUAAAACUGCACAGCCCAGGGAUGGAGCUGCUCAAUCCAAACCUUUCCAAGAAAGGCUGGAAAUCGCUGUUCUCUUCUGAUUGCUCUUUGGGCUGUGUUGAUUAAAGUUUUCAGAGAUUUCA
Molecule: messenger RNA, 2558 nt
Organism: Parus major (Great Tit)
Lineage: Eukaryota; Metazoa; Chordata; Aves; Passeriformes; Paridae
Gene: FASLG
Product: Fas ligand
Exons: 2
Biological process (GO): extrinsic apoptotic signaling pathway via death domain receptors; apoptotic process; positive regulation of canonical NF-kappaB signal transduction
Cellular component (GO): membrane
Molecular function (GO): tumor necrosis factor receptor binding
Source: RefSeq, a predicted model, not a curated record